CACGCCUCUACGAGCACACCAUCCAGCGUCAAGUGACUUUUUAGCCAUCUCUUCAGUUCCUGUAUGUCAGACUUGACCUGUUUGGAGGCUGGGUGAUGCUGUUCCAGGGGUGGGUCGGGUUUACAUUCAGGUCCUCGUUGCGUUGGGGGAGGAUCAGGCCACCCCUCUUUGAAAUCGAGAAGGAGACACACGUGUGUUUUUGCGGGAGUCGCCCUCGCAGCUACGGAACAGUAAUGGCAGAGGAAGCAAAGAAACUCGCUGCGUACGCUGCAGUGGACAACCACAUACAGAAUAACCAGGUCGUUGGUAUUGGUAGUGGCUCUACCAUAGUGUAUGCGGUUGAUAGGCUGUCGGAGAGAGUGCGCCAGGAGAAGUUGAACAUUGUGUGUGUUCCUACCUCCUUCCAGGCGCGUCAGUUAAUCCUGCAGCAUUGCCUCACUCUCUCUGACCUGGACCGGCAUCCAGAGCUGGAUGUUGCCAUUGAUGGUGCUGAUGAAGUGGAUGCAGGACUCACUCUCAUCAAGGGAGGAGGAGGCUGUCUGACUCAGGAGAAGAUUGUGGCUGGUUGUGCGAAACACUUCAUAGUCAUCGCAGACUUCAGAAAAGACUCAAAGGCUUUAGGCCAGCAGUGGAAGAAGGGGGUUCCCAUAGAGGUCAUCCCCAUGGCAUACAUCCCCGUUUCCAGGGCGAUUGCCAAGAGGUUUGGUGGUGAAGCUGUGCUGAGGAUGGCAGUGAGCAAAGCGGGUCCUGUAGUGACUGAUAACAGCAACUUUAUCCUGGACUGGAAGUUUGAGCACAGCCAGAACUGGAAGGAAGUAAACACAGCCAUCAAAAUGAUCCCAGGUGUGGUGGAGACCGGGCUAUUUGUAGGAAUGGCAGAGAAAGCUUACUUCGGCAUGGAGGAUGGAAGUGUGAAGACCAGAGACCCUCCAAUCAUCUAAGACCCCACCAAGCAACUGAGACCUCACCUACCUACCGAGCAUUCAACUCCGAGAUCUUCAGCCUGUCACCUUAACUGACACCUCACCUACCGAGCAUUCAACUCCGAGAUUAUCAGCCUGUCACCUCAAGUGCCCAUGAAGAAGAUAUGAGACACACACACACACACACACACACACACACACAAGCACACACACACACACACAAGCACACACAAUUUUCUACUCCUGUAGCCAGAAUGUCUCUACCACCUCUUCUUGUAAAGUUCAGGCCAGGUGUACACUUGGGGCUGGAUGGGGGAGUGUACUCCGCAAAGCAGAAUCGCUGAAUUAUCUGAUAAGAUGCGUUGACGUGCAACCCAAGCAGCACUUUUUACCCAAAUCGAUGUGCCAGAUUUGGGUGGCUUCCAUGUUGCACUUGGCAUAGUUAUGUGGCUAACAUGGGAAUCGUGCUUUGUGGAAUAUCCCCCUGCUCUUGCCCUAAUGGUUUCACUCAACUGCCAGGGCAUAGCGGAAAGACUAAACCUCACCCAUACUGGACCUCUUACAGACUGGUGCUAAUCCUGAGAGAGGGGUGCUCUGGCUCUUUUCUGUCUCUCUUCUUUCUCUAUGUAUUUCUCUCGCUUGAUUGAGAGCUAGGUAAUUGUGGGGGGUGGGGGUGUUAAUGUCUUUCCCUCUGACUGAGGGAUGCAUUUUUAGCCUAAAAUGCUGUGUAACUGCAUGUCUGUCAAACUGAUUUGACAGUUCACCCAUUCUUGCACGUUUUCUCCGCUCACUUUCUCCGCUCACUGUGCCUCAUGUUUGUUUCUGUGGUGUAAUGGGUUUCUCAGUCGUCAUGUAAGAACCCUAGGCCCUGCAGAUUUGAAGUGCCUCUCCUGUUUCGGACACGCUACUUUAUACUCAUUAGACAAUUACAAUGUCUUUCAGUUGAGGCGAUCAAGGAUUGUGAAUACAGAGAAGGUGUCAGCCCUUAAUUGGCUGAUCCCAUCAAAGCCAGCCAAUCAGUAGCGUUCAAAUCACUUGAUGAGCUCACAGUGGUGUGGUUGAGCAGGAAGGGAGAUGUUGUAACAUGCAGUGGCUAAGGGUCCCAUGAGCAGCACUGAGAAGCCUGAAUACUGCAGUGGCUUUGGCCUUUCGCCACGAAACGCACACGCCGCCUUUUUCUCUCUCUCUUUUUUUUUUUUUUAAACAAACCAAAGGUCGGUGCAUGUUAUGCAUAAGGAUGAGGGAGAGUAGAGUUCUCAGUUUGGUUCACAGAGUGACGCCUCACCAAAAUGUCUAUGUCCAGGUACAAAAGUAUUGGUGUUCCUUAGAUGUAUUUGUUUUAAUGACUCUCAAGUGUGAUUUCUUUUCUCAUUUCCCUUGCAUUGCGAUAGGUACUUGUGAUUGUAUACUUAUGAGAAAAGCAGAAAAUUUGCCUACUAAUUAACAAAUAUUUUUUUGUUAUUUUGAAGUUCAGUUGGAUGAAUUGUGAUGACGUGUUUUGUUUUUUUCAUUGAUAUUUUUGUCUUCUAUGAGAAUGUGCCUGUUGCCAAUGGCCUUGUGGAGUCUCAAAUGAACUGGCCUUAUUUCAAGUCUGUCUUUGCUUGUACUGAUGGUCUGUCAAGUCAUUCAGCUGCCAAAUGCCAUCAUGACAUUGAGGCAUUUUGCUGUUGAAAGAGAAUAUUGAGCAUCUUCGUAGUUCAAAGGCUGUGUAUACCCAUGUUCCAGGGGUCUCUGAUCUACUGUGGAUUUGGGAAAUGUAGUCUGUACCAGCACUACUGUGAAGUGGAAACAGGGAAACUGAUUAUUACUUUAUACUGUGAGUUGCCAUCUUAAACAGGACCAAUCAAAUACAAAA
Messenger RNA from Clupea harengus (Atlantic herring), 2778 nucleotides. RefSeq names its product ribose 5-phosphate isomerase A (ribose 5-phosphate epimerase) (gene rpia). Lineage: Eukaryota; Metazoa; Chordata; Actinopteri; Clupeiformes; Clupeidae. Gene Ontology annotation, molecular function: ribose-5-phosphate isomerase activity. Gene Ontology annotation, biological process: pentose-phosphate shunt, non-oxidative branch; D-ribose metabolic process. The record is from RefSeq and is a predicted model, not a curated record. Gene Ontology annotation, cellular component: cytoplasm.